Homo sapiens (human) is the source of this 7785-nucleotide messenger RNA. It is a transcript of the gene POLR1B, whose product is annotated as RNA polymerase I subunit B. Lineage: Eukaryota; Metazoa; Chordata; Mammalia; Primates; Hominidae. Gene Ontology annotation, molecular function: ribonucleoside binding; DNA binding; DNA-directed RNA polymerase activity. Bases 706 to 3696 code for a protein of 996 amino acids. The transcript is spliced from 16 exons. The record is from RefSeq and is marked validated. Gene Ontology annotation, cellular component: RNA polymerase I complex; nucleolus; nucleus. Gene Ontology annotation, biological process: DNA-templated transcription.
GAGACUGGCGUCCGGUGUGCAGGUGGCCACAUGGAUCCUGGCAGCCGGUGGCGGAACCUGCCCAGCGGGCCUAGCCUAAAGCACUUGACUGACCCCUCUUAUGGAAUCCCGCGGGAACAGCAAAAGGCAGCGUUGCAGGAGCUGACGCGGGCGCACGUGGAGUCCUUCAACUACGCUGUGCACGAGGGUCUCGGCCUCGCGGUGCAGGAUCUCACUUUGUCACCUAGGCUGGAAUGCAGUGGCAUGGUUAUAGCUCACUGCAGCCUCGACCUUCCAGGAUCAAGUGAUCCUCCCACGUCAACCUCUUGAGUAGCUGGGACCACAGGCGUGCACCACUAUGCCCGGCUAAUUUUUUUAUUUUUAUUUUUUGUAGAGACGGGGUCUCCCUAUGUGGCCCAGCCUGGUCUCAAACUCCUGAGCUCAAGUAGUCCUCCUCUCUCGGUCUCCCAAAUAUUGGGAUUACAGGCUAUACCUCCCUUUGAAUUUGCUUUCAAAGAUGAGCGUAUCUCUUUUACUAUUCUGGAUGCUGUUAUCAGUCCACCUACAGUUCCAAAAGGGACCAUCUGCAAAGAGGCCAAUGUUUAUCCAGCAGAAUGCCGGGGCCGAAGGAGUACCUACCGUGGGAAGUUGACAGCUGAUAUCAACUGGGCAGUGAAUGGAAUCUCAAAAGGAAUCAUUAAGCAGUUUCUUGGCUAUGUUCCCAUCAUGGUGAAAUCCAAGCUUUGCAACUUACGUAACCUUCCCCCACAAGCCCUCAUUGAGCACCAUGAGGAGGCAGAGGAAAUGGGGGGCUAUUUUAUAAUCAAUGGCAUUGAAAAAGUCAUCCGAAUGUUGAUUAUGCCUCGGAGAAAUUUUCCCAUUGCAAUGAUAAGACCAAAAUGGAAAACCAGAGGGCCUGGUUAUACUCAGUAUGGAGUUUCAAUGCACUGUGUGAGGGAAGAACAUUCCGCUGUCAAUAUGAACCUCCACUACUUGGAAAAUGGCACUGUUAUGUUGAACUUUAUUUACCGAAAAGAACUGUUCUUUCUUCCUUUGGGAUUUGCACUUAAGGCACUUGUCAGCUUUUCUGAUUAUCAGAUCUUUCAGGAGCUCAUCAAAGGAAAAGAGGAUGAUUCUUUCCUUAGGAACUCUGUUUCUCAGAUGUUAAGGAUUGUAAUGGAAGAGGGUUGUUCGACACAAAAACAGGUCCUUAACUACCUAGGUGAAUGCUUCAGAGUAAAACUCAAUGUUCCUGACUGGUACCCAAAUGAGCAAGCUGCGGAGUUCCUGUUUAACCAGUGCAUCUGUAUCCACUUGAAAUCCAAUACUGAAAAGUUUUAUAUGCUUUGUCUCAUGACGCGAAAGCUCUUUGCUUUAGCCAAAGGAGAGUGCAUGGAGGACAAUCCUGAUAGUUUGGUGAACCAGGAAGUCCUCACACCGGGUCAGCUCUUCCUUAUGUUCCUGAAGGAAAAACUGGAAGGUUGGUUAGUGUCUAUUAAAAUAGCUUUUGAUAAGAAGGCUCAGAAGACCAGUGUUUCCAUGAACACUGACAAUUUGAUGAGGAUUUUUACAAUGGGCAUAGACCUUACAAAACCAUUUGAAUACCUUUUUGCUACUGGGAAUCUGCGUUCUAAAACAGGUCUUGGCCUCCUACAAGAUUCUGGACUUUGUGUUGUGGCUGACAAGCUGAACUUCAUACGCUACCUCUCCCAUUUCCGCUGCGUGCACAGAGGGGCUGAUUUUGCCAAGAUGAGGACCACCACAGUACGCAGGCUGCUGCCAGAGUCCUGGGGCUUCCUUUGUCCCGUGCAUACCCCAGACGGGGAGCCCUGUGGCCUGAUGAACCACCUAACUGCCGUAUGUGAGGUUGUCACACAGUUUGUGUAUACGGCAUCUAUUCCAGCUUUACUGUGCAACUUGGGGGUCACUCCCAUUGAUGGAGCUCCCCACCGAUCAUACAGUGAGUGCUACCCUGUCCUGCUGGACGGUGUCAUGGUUGGCUGGGUGGAUAAGGAUCUUGCUCCAGGCAUCGCAGAUUCUCUUCGUCAUUUUAAGGUGUUGAGAGAGAAAAGAAUUCCUCCCUGGAUGGAAGUGGUCCUUAUACCCAUGACAGGAAAACCAAGUCUGUACCCAGGAUUGUUCCUUUUUACCACUCCUUGUAGACUGGUACGGCCUGUGCAGAACUUAGCAUUGGGCAAAGAAGAGCUAAUUGGAACUAUGGAACAGAUCUUCAUGAAUGUCGCUAUCUUUGAGGAUGAAGUUUUUGCUGGAGUUACCACACACCAGGAACUCUUUCCACACAGCCUGCUGAGUGUGAUUGCCAACUUCAUCCCUUUCUCUGAUCACAACCAGAGUCCACGGAACAUGUACCAAUGCCAGAUGGGUAAGCAAACUAUGGGCUUUCCACUUCUCACUUAUCAAGACCGAUCGGAUAACAAACUGUAUCGUCUUCAGACUCCUCAGAGUCCCUUGGUGAGACCCUCCAUGUAUGAUUAUUAUGACAUGGAUAACUAUCCAAUUGGGACCAAUGCCAUCGUUGCUGUGAUUUCUUACACUGGCUAUGAUAUGGAAGAUGCCAUGAUUGUGAAUAAGGCCUCUUGGGAACGAGGCUUUGCCCAUGGAAGUGUCUACAAGUCUGAGUUCAUAGACCUCUCUGAAAAAAUUAAACAAGGAGAUAGUAGCCUGGUGUUUGGCAUCAAACCUGGUGACCCACGCGUUCUGCAGAAGUUAGAUGACGAUGGAUUGCCGUUUAUAGGAGCAAAACUGCAGUACGGAGAUCCGUAUUACAGCUACCUCAACCUCAACACCGGGGAAAGUUUUGUGAUGUACUAUAAGAGUAAAGAAAAUUGUGUUGUGGAUAACAUCAAAGUGUGCAGUAAUGACACUGGGAGUGGAAAAUUCAAGUGUGUUUGCAUCACUAUGAGAGUGCCUCGGAACCCAACUAUCGGAGAUAAAUUUGCCAGUCGCCAUGGGCAGAAGGGCAUUUUAAGCAGAUUGUGGCCGGCUGAGGACAUGCCUUUUACUGAGAGUGGGAUGGUCCCAGACAUUCUGUUCAAUCCCCAUGGUUUUCCAUCCCGCAUGACCAUUGGGAUGUUAAUUGAGAGUAUGGCCGGGAAGUCUGCAGCUUUGCAUGGUCUCUGCCAUGAUGCUACACCCUUCAUCUUCUCAGAGGAGAACUCGGCCUUAGAAUACUUUGGUGAGAUGUUAAAGGCUGCUGGCUACAAUUUCUAUGGCACCGAGAGGUUAUAUAGUGGCAUCAGUGGGCUAGAACUGGAAGCAGACAUCUUCAUAGGAGUGGUUUAUUAUCAGCGCUUACGCCAUAUGGUCUCAGACAAAUUUCAAGUAAGGACAACUGGAGCCCGAGACAGAGUCACCAACCAGCCUAUUGGGGGAAGAAAUGUCCAGGGUGGAAUCCGUUUUGGGGAGAUGGAACGGGAUGCGCUUUUAGCUCAUGGUACAUCUUUUCUCCUUCAUGACCGCCUCUUCAACUGCUCAGAUCGGUCGGUAGCCCAUGUGUGUGUGAAGUGUGGCAGUUUACUCUCUCCACUGUUGGAGAAGCCACCCCCUUCUUGGUCUGCCAUGCGCAACAGAAAAUACAACUGUACUCUGUGUAGUCGCAGUGACACUAUCGAUACUGUUUCUGUGCCUUAUGUUUUUCGGUAUUUUGUAGCUGAACUGGCAGCUAUGAACAUCAAAGUGAAACUGGAUGUUGUUUAACUUGAUGUUGACCUUUUGGAUUAAGAGGACUAUCAGAUUAAAGCAAAAUGUAAUUUUAAUUCAAUGAAGAUAUCAUUACCAGGUUACUCUUGAGAUUUUUCAACGGUGUUAGAACUCUCAACCAAGACCUGAAAACCAAGUAUGCAAGGUUUCUGAAUCUCUCUGGUAGAUUAACUAUUGACAAUGAUUUUCUGUUAUCUUUGUUCAAAAAGUUCAUGUCUUCUCAAAAUAUGAAAUAUUGAUAAAUGGAAGAGCAUACGGUGACAAGUCUCCUUUCCAACCCCAGGUUCCCUACACCCUGCUCUCAGCAGGCAGUGAGUGUCACACACCUGUUAAUCCAUCUUGAGCAGGACAGUACUAUACAAAUAGAAUGCAAGCUGUAAUGUAAUUUUAUAUUUUCUUAUAGCCACGUUGAAGUAAAAACAAACAGGUACAGUGUUUUUUACCAGCUUUAUAGAAGUACAGUUGUUACAUAUUUAAUGAAUACAAUUUGAUGGGUCUGACUAUAUGCACACACCUUUGAUACCAUCACCACAAUCAGGGUAAUAAACAUACCUGUCAUCUCCACAAGUUUCCUCCUGCCCCUUUGUUUUUUGCUUUUUGGUUGCUGUUGAGUUUUUGUUUUGUCUUCUGUGGUAAGAACACUUAACUCAAGACCUACCCUCUUAACAAAUCUUUAAGUGCACGAUAUAGUAUUGUUAAUUCCAGGCACCAUGUUGUACAACAGAUCUUUAGACCUUACUUGUCUUGCAUAACUGAAGCUUUAUACCUGUUGAACAACUCUCCAUUUCCCUGGCCCCUAGCAACCACCCUUCUACCCUGUUUCUAUGAGUUUGACUAUUACAGAUAUCUCAUAUAGUGGGAUCAUGCAAUAUUUGUCCUGUGACUGGCUUAUUUCACUUAGCAUAGUGAAAUAAGAUUCAUCCAUUUUGGAAGCCAGGCAUGGUGCUGUGCAUCUAUAGUCCCUGCUAUUUGAGAGGCUGAGGUGGGAGGAUCAUUUGAGUGCAGGAGUUCAAGGACAGCCUGGGUAAUAUAGGAAGACCCUGUCUUGAAGACCCUGACCUCAAGUGAUCCACCCACCUCGGCCUCCGAAAGUGCUAGGAUUACAGGUGUGAGCCACUGUGCCUGGCCUCCGGUGAGUAUUUUAUAUUUAGUCUACACUUCCAUACUUGGCUUUUUUCUGCUUUUAUAUUGAUCUGCUUUCAUAGCAGUGUGUAGAGUGCCACUUAUGUUUUCUUUCUUGUGUACAGUAUUUUAUUGUAUGGAUUUACCAUCCCCUGUGUAUUUAAGUUGUUCCAUUCUUUGGCCAUUAUAACUUUUUUCUGCAAAUAUUCUGGUGACUUAUCUUUGGCCAUUAUAAACUGUUGAUAAUAGAUCAUCUUGUAUAUACUUCUGCAAUUAUAAGAUGUUUUUUGAUGAUGAAAGCUUUCCUAAGGUAAUUCUUUCCUGAGUUUGGUUCAGAUGGUCUGUCACUAAUUAUAAGGCAGAUAGGAACAGACAGAAAAAUCUAUCAUUUCAAGAUAGGCUUAGCAGGAUGGGCGCAGUGGCUCACGCCACUAAUCCCAACAUUUUAGGAGGCCUAGGCAGGAGCAAUCACUUGUGCCUGGGAGUUCUAGACUAGCCUGGGCGAGACUUCAUCUCUACAAAAAAAGCAACAACGACAAAAAAAAUUAGCCAAGCAUAGUGGCACACCCCUGUAGUCCCAGCUACUUGGGAGGCUGAGGUGGGAGGAUUGCUUGAACCCAAGAGGUCGAGGCUGCAGUGAGCCAAGAUUGUGCCACUGCACUCCAGCCUGGGUGACAGAGCAGGACCCUGUCUCUAUUUUAUAAAUUAAAAAAGGCUGGGUGUGGUGGCUCACACCCAUAAUCCCAACACUUUGGCUCAGCAGAUUGCUUGAACCCAGGAAUUCAAGUCCAAUCUGGGCAACAUGGGGAAACCCCAGCUCUACAAAAAAAAUUAGCCUGGUGUGGUGGCACAUGCCUGUAGUUCCAGCUACUCAGGAGGCUGAGGUGGGAGAAUCUCCUGAGCCUGGAAGGUCCAGGCAGUGAGCCAAGAUUGUGCCACCACACUCCAGCCUGGGCGACAGAAUGAGACCCUGUCUCAAAAAAAAAAAAAAAAAAAAAGCGGGGAGGCAUAAGAAAAAACCAAUUUAAUAGAAAAGAUAGGCUUUGCUUCAGGAAGCUGGUUGAGAAGAAGAAGGAAAAAGUCGAUUCUACUGACUGACGUUUCCCCCUGCUGUUAAGAAUCCCAACCACACACUUUCACACACUAUUCCAGGUUCUGGCUACUGAAUGAUCCCACAGCUGAGGUCUAUUGUCAUCGCUCCACUUCUAUUUUUAGCAGCACUAAAAACAUUCCCAAAAAAAAUGUUUUUUAGCUUUUUAACUGUAGAUUCACCACUAAGAAAUUGGCAUUGGAACAGUCCACAGAGCUUAUUCAAAUUUCACCCAUUUUACAUGCACUCAUUUGUGUUGCAUGUGAUAUAUAGUUCUAUUUCAUUUUAUCACCUGUGUAGAUGGAUGAAAACAGCAACAUAAGCAAGAUACAGAGCUGUUCCGUCAUCACAGAGCUCUGCCAUACUAUCCUUUUAUAGCCAUCUCUACCUCUGUCCCCCAUUUCUAACCCCUGGAAACCACUAAUCUGUUCUUCAUAAUUUUCUUAUUUCAAGAAUCUUACGUAAAUAGGAUCACGAAGUAUAACCUUUGAGAAUGGCCUUUUCACUCCAUUCCCUUGAGAUACAUCCAGGUAGUUGCAUGUAUCAAUAGUUAAUUCCUUUUUAUUGCUACACAGUACUCCAUAGUAUGAAUAUACUAUGUACAUAGCAUAUAUAUUUAUAGUUUAACCAUUCACCUUGAACAUUUUGGUUGUUUCCAGUUUGGGGGCAUUAACAAUAAAGCUGAUCUGAACAAUCAGGUAUAAUAGUCCCCCUUUAUCUUUGAAGAUUAUAUCCCAAGACUCCCAGUGAGUGUCUGAAACCAUGGAUAGUAUAUACACUAUCCAUAUGUGCUAUAUGUACUAUAUGUCCUCUAUAUAUUUUUUCUAUACAUACAUACCUUUGAUGUUUAAUUAAGCACUGCAAGAAACUGACAGCAAUAAAUAGAACAAUUAUACUGUAAUUAAAUGAAUGUGGCCUCAAAAUGUACUGUUCUCACAUAUUUUCAGACUGUGGGUAACUGAAACUGCAUAAAGCAAAACUGGCUGGGUGCGGUGGUGCACACCUGUAAUCCCAGGACUUUGGCAGGCUGAGGUGUGCAGAUCACUUGAGGUCAGGAGUUUGAGACCAGCCUGGCCAUCAUGGGGAAACCCCGUCUCUAUUAAAAAUACAAAAAUUAGCUGGGUGUGAUGGCACACGCCUGUAAUCCCAGCUACUCAGGAGGCUGAGACAGGAGAAUCACUUGAACCCAGGAGGCAGAGGUUGCAGUGAGCCAAGAUCACGCCACUGCACAGCAACCUGGGCAACAGAGCAAGACUAGAGUCUCAAAAAAAAAAAAAAAAAAAAAAAAAAAAAAAAGGAAAGCAAAAUUGUAGAUAAGGAGGACUACUAUACAGGUUAUUGUGUAAACAUAAGUUUCAUUUCCCUGGGACAAGUGUUCAAGACUGGGAUUGCUGGGUCAUAUGGUAGUUGCAUAUUUCAUUUAAUAAACUGCCAAACUUUUCAGAGUGGCUGUGCCAUUUUACAUUCCUACCAGCAAUGUAUAAGUGAUUCAUUUCUUGGCAUUCUGACCAACCAGCAUUUGGUGAUGUCACUUUUUUUUUAAGGCUAGUCAAGUGAAGCAGUGGGAGUGGAAAAAGAACAAAUAAAUCUGUAAGUGGUUGUGAUCAAUUUGUUGCAACACCAUUGCACUUGGACCAGCCCACUAUUUCUUAUUUUAGCCAUUCUGAUAGAUGUGUAGUGAUAUCUCAUUGUGGCUUUAAUUUGCAUUUCUCUAAUGGCUGAAAAUGUUGAACAUCUCUUCAUGUGUUUAUUUGCCAUCUGUGUAUCUUCAGUGAAAUGUCUGCUGUUCAUUUUUUAAUUGGAUUGUUUGUCUUCUUACUGUUGAAUUUCAAGACUUCAUUAUAUAUUCCAGAUAUAAAGCCUUUGUCAUACAA